Drosophila kikkawai is the source of this 981-nucleotide messenger RNA. It is a transcript of the gene HP1c, whose product is annotated as Heterochromatin Protein 1c. Gene Ontology annotation, cellular component: pericentric heterochromatin; nucleus. NCBI's taxonomy places the organism in Eukaryota, Metazoa, Arthropoda, Insecta, Diptera, Drosophilidae. Gene Ontology annotation, biological process: negative regulation of transcription by RNA polymerase II; chromatin organization. The record is from RefSeq and is a predicted model, not a curated record. Gene Ontology annotation, molecular function: chromatin binding.
UUUUGCCAGUGUGUACAUAUUUCCCGCAUAAAAAACCAAGCCGUACACAUAAAAAAUUGUAAACAAUUCGACAAAUUUGUAGAAAACUAGAAAAAUGGUUAAAAACGAGACAAAUUUUGUCGUGGAGCGCAUCAUGGACAAGCGCAUCACCAGUGAUGGCAAGGUGGAGUACUUCAUCAAGUGGCGCGGCUUCCCGUCGACGGAUAACACCUGGGAGCCGGAGGAGAACUGCGACUGCCCGACGAUGAUCCAGCGAUUCGAGGAGUCGCGGGCCAAGUCGAAGAAACGCGGCGAGAAGAAGCCAAAGUGCGAGGAGAUCCAGAAGCCGCGCGGAUACGAGCGCGGUCUGGAGCUGGCGGAGAUAGUGGGCGCCACGGAUGUCACCGGCGGCAUCAAGUACCUUGUGCGCUGGCAGUACUGCGAUGAGUUCGACCUGGUGCCCGGCAGCCAGCUAUCGGAAAAGGAUCCGCAGAUGCUGAUUGCAUACUACCAGAAGAUGGCACCGUACACGCGCCACAUAGCGAAGCGGAUGAAGGGGGUGCCGGAGGAGCUACGACUGGUGGCCUCGCGGACGAGUUAUCCGCCCGUUAGCAGCGUUCCCGUGGAAGUUCACCAAGAGGUGGGCCAAGAUCACGAUCAGACGGCUGAGCAGUACAGCCUGGCCAUGCCCGUCGACCAGGUGCCACAGCAUCACACGCCCAUGGAUCUCGCCGACGACACUGACCUGGGACCCGUGGGGGUUUCGUACUCUAUUCCGGUGCCCGGUGUCGGUCACAUCGGUAUUGAUGUGCCCCUGACGGAAACCCAAUAAGGACGCAAUCGGACUCAACCGUUCAAUAUUUACUCUUAGCCCCUAAGUUACUUUUACGUAAAGCUAUCGAAAACCAAUGGGCUCGUCCAGAUUAAUGUUGCCCAGCUGGCCGGUGCGAAAGAAGUGUAUAAACUUUCGCGCCGCCGCCAAUAAAUUGGUCAUCACCUCUA